Molecule: messenger RNA, 1734 nt
Organism: Trypanosoma conorhini
Lineage: Eukaryota; Euglenozoa; Kinetoplastea; Trypanosomatida; Trypanosomatidae
Product: putative CTD nuclear envelope phosphatase 1A-like
Exons: 1
Coding region: 1-1734 (577 amino acids)
Molecular function (GO): phosphoprotein phosphatase activity
Source: RefSeq, a predicted model, not a curated record
AUGGGUUGCAUGCAGCGUCUAUUCAACGGUGUCCUUUUCUGUUUCUUCUGCUUCUUUCAAGAGGCUCUGUUGGACGGCGUGAUGGCGUGCAAAAACAUUCAUCAUACGCUCUAUGUACUCCUUUGCUUCUUCACUGGUCGAAGUCAUCUUGCCUAUCCUCGCCCUUUGGUGCAGCUGAAGAGAAAAAAAGCCGAAUUGGCGCUGUCGCGGCGCCGCAAGGCCCACUCCCCCGGAUCUCACGCCUCCUCAAGCAGCUGUACAGCGGUGGAGCGGUGGGACUCCGCUGGCGAUAGCGCCUUGUCGAGAGGGAAUGGCGGGCGGGAGGCGGGUUCCCCGUUGAUGAGGCGAACCGACUCGUUCUCGAUAGCCGAAGGUGGUACAGCACCCAAUGAAUGUUGGGUCCAACGUUGUGUGCGGCGUGGCCACAAAGGCGAGCUCUCUGAGUUGCUGCCAAGGACACGCGCGACGCCGUUGGUCUCGCCAGCGUAUCACCUUUGCCAUUCCGAGAGCCUGCACCACCUUGUGAGCAACGUCAUCGGCCCAAUUCAGCAGCCGACGGUUUCCGCGCUGCCGACGAGGCACACAACGCCCCAGUGGCCGCCGCAUUCGUCUGGUCGCCCCUUCACCAGACACGAUGACCGCCGGGGCGACAUUGGCCUCACCACCGAUGACUACAGUAGCACAACUAGCGGUCAGCGCCAUCCGCUGCGUAACACGGGUGCCUUGUCGGGCCUGGCCCAUGCCUCAGCAGACGCCAGAAGCAGUAACGUCUUCCAGACUGUCUCCACCGUUGUGUAUCGACGUGAGAGCAGUAAGCGGAUGCAGUUUGGCCGCGCCGUGGGCUCAAGGAUGCCGUUGCAACCAAUCGCCUCCAUCACCUCUCACCACGUCCUGUCGUACCAAGCUACGCGUCAGAAAGUGCUGAUCAUGGACCUCGAUGAGACACUCUGCUUUGUGUCAACAAAACUUUCCGCCUGCCGUUAUCCUCCAACUUUUUCAGAGGUUAUCCCGACCGCCACGGGGGCCGAACUCUUUUUUAUUUGGGAAAGGCCUCACGUGCGUUUAUUUCUUAGUACGCUGGCGAAGCUGUUCAAUCUUGCUCUUUUCACGUCGUCGACAAGGCCGUACGCGGACUCCAUUCUUCGUCGCCUGGACCCAGAAAGGGUCAUUAAGCGUCGUUAUUACCGACAUCACUGCGUGCAGGUCCCUCGAUCUGCGUUUCCGGGGGCGCCUGGGCAGUGCGGUGCGGCGCAGAGUGUGGGAGGGUCCCGUGAAGCGGCAUCGCAGGAUGCGGUGAGUGCGGCGACAGACGCACCACAAAGCCUCGGAACGGCUGCCGGUGAGGAUGUAGCAAGUGACCUGAUAAGUACUCUGCCUCGCUCUGCCGCCGCCGCCGCCGCCGCCGCCGCCGCAGCCAACAACGCCAAGACGUCUGACAGAGGUGAAGUUGGAAACGGCACAACACUUGUAAAGGAUCUUCGCAUCCUAAAGGUUCCACCAGAGUUAAUGGUCAUGGUGGACAACGUGGAGGAAUGUGUUUUGGCCAACCGAGAUAAUGCGCUGGUGUUGCCCCCUUUUUUCCCACCUGCAUUCGCGGGCACAGCAGACAACGCGGCAACCGACGAUGUUUUGCUCUCCCUUAUUCCUUUCCUGGAGUCCUUGCUAGUGGUACCGGACGUGCGCUCUGUACUGCGGCACGGGCGACUUCGUUGGCCUCAAAGAAGUGAAAAAUGA